Molecule: messenger RNA, 528 nt
Organism: Lolium perenne
Lineage: Eukaryota; Viridiplantae; Streptophyta; Magnoliopsida; Poales; Poaceae
Product: anthocyanin 5-aromatic acyltransferase-like
Source: RefSeq, a predicted model, not a curated record
AUGAAAAGUGCCCCAGGGCAAAGUGCCCCUAAAUCCCUACCGUGUAGUAGUGGCAAGCCGUUCGCCGCCGACGACGAUCUGCUGCUCUUCUUCUUCGCCGACACCCGCGACCGCCUCGACCCUCCAGUCGACGCGGGCUACAUAGGCGUCUGCCUCACCGGGUGCGCCGCAACGCUCCCCGCAGCUGAGCUCCGCGGCGAGCGCGCCUUAGCCGCCGCGACAUUGGCGGUACAGGGCGAGAUCAACAAGAUGAAGGAGGACCCAGUCGCCGGGUGGAAUUUCAUGAACCCGACCCUCUGGGCAUUGUUAGACCGGAUGAUGAACAUAUCAGGCUCGCCUGGCUUCAGGGCGUACGACAUCGCCGACUUCGGGUGGGGAAAGCCAAGACGGACCGAGAAUAUCAAGAUGAACCAGGAUGGUCAGGUGGCCAUGAUGCGCUCCAGGGAUGGCCAAGGCGUGCAGGUAUCGGUGUCACUGCUCCACGCGGCACAGAUGGAUGAGUUCAAGUCUCACUUUCUCAUGUUUUAG